UAUAUUCUCCCACUAGCUCCCACCUUCAUCUUAUCAAGGUGUCUCCUUGGAUGAUGUGUGUGUGACUGUGUGUGAGAGAGAUAGAGAGGAUGGAGUGUUACAAUGAGAAUGGUUUCUUGGAAGAGUUACUAGCCCAAAGAAGUGAUUCCUGGGAAACAAACAUUCCUGCAGGAGUGAAUGAUUUGAACACAAAUGGGUGGAGUUUUGGUGGGUUAGAAGAUUACCCAUAUCCCACAAUUCUAUCAAACACCCCAUCCUUCGAAGAUCAAUUCACCAUGCCAAUUGAUCAUCAGACGCUGAAUUGCUCCCCAUUCAGUGAAUUCUAUGAAUUCUCAGCUCCGGAGAUGACUGACAAUUCAUCCAACACCACCAACAAGCUGGAUACGCCGCCGUUUCCCGCCCACCAAGAGGACUACUCAUUCCCAAUCUUGGAGGACAAAGAACUGGGUGGGCUCCAGAAUCUGGAGGUUCUUCAAACUGCUUGUAAAAUGGAGCCAAUCCAAACAAGUCAUGAAGUCCCUGCUUUCAACAUGGGCAGUCUGUGCCAGGAGAGGAAGAGCAGCAACAGCAAAGUCAAGAAAAUGGAUGGGCAGCCUUCCAAGAACCUAAUGGCGGAGAGGCGGCGGAGAAAGCGGUUGAACGACCGGCUUUCGAUGCUCAGAUCUGUUGUUCCUAAGAUCAGCAAGAUGGACAGGACAUCCAUACUUGGUGACACAAUAGAUUACAUGAAAGAGCUGUUGGAGAGAAUCAACAAUUUGCAAGAAGAAAUUGAAGUGGGUUCAAAAGAGUUGAACAUAAUGAGCAUUUUCAAGGAAGUUAAGCCUAAUGAAGUGGUGGUCAGAAAUUCACCCAAGUUUGAUGUGGAAAGGAGAAAUAUGGAUACCCGAAUCGAGAUUUGUUGUGCCGGUAAGCAGGGACUGUUGCUAUCAACUGUGAGUACCUUAGAAGCAUUAGGCCUUGAGAUUCAACAGUGUGUUAUAAGCUGUUUCAAUGAUUUUGCAUUCCAAGCUUCUUGCUCAGAGGAAGUGGAGCAGAGAGCAGUAAUAAGUUCAGAAGACAUAAAGCAGGCACUCUUUAGAAAUGCAGGAUAUGGAGGAAGGUGCUUUUAGAGAUGAUGAUGACAUUAGAAAGGAAAAAAAAAAGGGGAAAGAUUUCUGAAUCUCUGUGCAUUUUCAGGGGCUUUGCAAGUGAGAGAGGUUGUAGUGAUUUUGUCUUCUAGAAUAAAAAUGGUUUCUUUUAUUAAAACCAUCUCAAAAACCAUUUCUGUAAUAUUUAUUUCAAGUGCAAAGUUUGUUAUUUUUAUUUA
Molecule: messenger RNA, 1306 nt
Organism: Cornus florida
Lineage: Eukaryota; Viridiplantae; Streptophyta; Magnoliopsida; Cornales; Cornaceae
Product: transcription factor bHLH93-like
Exons: 4
Coding region: 90-1109 (339 amino acids)
Biological process (GO): regulation of DNA-templated transcription
Cellular component (GO): nucleus
Molecular function (GO): protein dimerization activity; DNA-binding transcription factor activity; sequence-specific DNA binding
Source: RefSeq, a predicted model, not a curated record